This is a messenger RNA of Paracoccidioides lutzii Pb01, 354 nucleotides long. RefSeq lists its product as hypothetical. The record is from RefSeq and is a predicted model, not a curated record. Bases 1 to 354 code for a protein of 117 amino acids. The transcript has 2 exons.
AUGCCGCUAUCAUCUUCAGCUUCAUGGAUUCAACCCGCAACCCCCGGACUUUUGACUUGGGACUUCAGACCUCGACGCCACCACCACCAUGCGACUACCGAAAUUCUAGCCACCUAUCGACGACAGACAGACAACGGUUUCUUAGACGUCCAAGGAACAGCCAAGCAAUGGAAGACCCAGUCGUUAGAUUUCAAGAAUGUCCUGCUUGCUCUGACGUCAGCGGAGGUGCGUGCCGACUUGGUUGAAACUGGUAUCUUGGAUGCCGGAAAACGGCCCCCCCGUCUCACACAGGCUUGCCCGGGGCAUGAUAGAAAUACCCUCAACACAGUCGAAGUAGAUCUUGUUACCAUGUAA